Molecule: messenger RNA, 3424 nt
Organism: Octopus bimaculoides (California two-spot octopus)
Lineage: Eukaryota; Metazoa; Mollusca; Cephalopoda; Octopoda; Octopodidae
Source: RefSeq, a predicted model, not a curated record
CCGGCAGCUCACAGCGGGCUCUUAUCCCGCUCUAAUAACUUCACCUGUUAUCUCCAGAUGUAAUUAACCUCACGUGAACGGAGCUAUAACGAACCACGCGCUGCCAUAAAGAUGGUCGCAGGGAACGAACCACAUGAACGAGAACUAAGAUAAACGUCUACUGAACUGCACUCCGCUCGAGUGGUUAUGUCAGAAAUAUGUAAUAAUCUCGCUUAGUUUGUUCUGCAUGCAGUAAAAACACGCGGCGCCAAUUAUAAAACAGGGUUUUUGUAUUUAUUCCUAAUGAAAGACCUUGUUUGUCUUGUGUGUGAUUACUGGAAGAUCGGGGAUCCUUAAAGUGAUGUAAGUCUCUUCAGUAUCGUAAAGAGUGAAUAAAAGAAACGAGGAAUUUUAAAGACUUGUCUGUGAUGAUAACUUUGCCACGUGUUGUGGAAAUCGGAAAAUAAUGCGUGUCUGAGAAAGAAAAAAAGAAAAAUAUUUCUUAUACAAACACAAGGCUGUGGAUUUUCAUUAUUUCAUCUCCAGUACUUUCCUGUUAUUCCUUGUAUCAUCUAAUCGACGAAUGAACGACCAAACCCUGGUAAUAUCUUGAUAAAAAUACAAAUGUGAAAAGAUCGCCCAAGUGGCUUCUCGUUACCGUCCUAGUAAAUGCUAUGAUUCAAUUUUGAGAGAAAAAAAGAAUCUGUACUUGACUGGUAUUUUAUUCGAUUCCCAAAAGCUGGAAAAACAAAGCUGACGUUAGAAUUUGAACUCAAAAUUCACCAACUUCUCUCGAAAUCCUGUAAUAUCAGAAGUAAAAAUAAGACUUCUGAAGUUGUGGAACUUUCCAAUGAUUUUGAAGACCCAAGUAUUAUAAGACUGAAACAUCAAUUAAUAGUAACACACAACCAAAUGCUAAUCAAAUACUGCAUGUAAUCCUGCAACCAAACACCAAUUAAAGGUAAUACAUUACUGAAGCACCUGUAAACCAUUGGGAAUUGACUGAGUGCGAUUACUCCCUCAAUGAACAGAAAAUUAGGAAGUAAUUAACAGAGGCUGCACAGAAAAGGCCAUAGAUACAUACUUAUGAAGCUUUCAAAAUGCAAAUGGAAUUGUAACCGAAAACCUGAAGCAAUACAAAUAUUACUCUUUUCCUUUCAACCUGGAAUGGCACCAUUUUUAUUUUGACCCUUCACCCCAUUUUUUUAUUUUUCAUAGAACUUUAUGGAAUUUACUUCACAUUCCAUUUUGGGGCUUGGCUUGGUUUGGUUUUUUACUGCAAAAUAAAUUUGCUUGCAUUAAGAAAUUAUUUCAAGGUUAAAAUGAUGUCAGUUUAAAAUUUCACUAAUAUAUAUAUAUUUUAGAUGAAAUCAGUUUACAUAUGGUUGCUUUUAUCUUAGCUUUAAGAAGUAAUUGAUGUUAGCUUGGUUUUAAAGGCCCAAGGCUAUAGUAGAAGACACUUGCCCAAUGUGCCAUACAGUGGGACUGAACCCGGAACCAUGUGGUUCAUAAGCAAGCUACUAACCACACAGCCACUCCUACGCUUAUAAUGUUUAAUAUUUUUAUUAUUAUACUGUAAUUUGAGGAAUCUCAAUAAUUUGAAGUCAGACUUUUGACUGAAGUGUCCUAAAUUCUUACCCUGUUAACUUUAUUCCAUUCUGCAAAACUAUUCUAGGUCCCUGAGAUAAACCAUUGUGCUGUGUUUUUAAUCUUGAGAACUCACCUUCUAGAAGAAACAUAAUUAAUUUCAGAAGACAUUUAACCAUGAAAUACAAACAGAAGCAGUUGUUUAAGUGUGAAGAUUGUGGUAACACUAUCUCUGUGGAAUCAGACACCUCUUUGAUACCAAACCAAAUAACCAACAAUGUUUUCUUUUGUGCAGUUUGUGGUAAAUCAUUCUCUCCAUAUAAACUUUUAUUAUCAAAAGACCUGCAGAAGAAGAAAGCAAUAAACCCUUAUGGAAUUUGUUGGAAAUCUUCAUUUCAAACUAAAAAAUUUUCCUGUCACCAAACUCUUCGUGGAAAUGAUAAACCGUUUUAUUGUAGAAUCUGUGGUAAGUCUUUCGUCCAAAACUGUGAUUUAAUCCGACAUGUACAGAUUCACACAGGAGAGAAACCUUACCAUUGUGAAAUCUGUGGUCAAAAACUAUCUCGCAGAAGCACGCUAAACGAACACAAAUGGAAUCAUAUGGGAGAGAAACGGUUCCAGUGUGAAAUUUGCGGCGAAAGAUUUACUCGGAACAGUUCUUUCUCGAUGCACAAAAAGAAACACGGCGUGAAUAAACAUCACCAGUGUGAAGUCUGUGGUAAAACAUUCAACGAAGUGAACAGUUUAUCUUGCCAUAAACGUGUUCACACUGGGGAAAAACCGUACCACUGUGAAAUAUGUGGAAAAGUAUUCACACAAAGUAGUGAUUUGACACGUCACAAACGUAUUCAUACAGGAGAUCAACCUUAUACAUGUAUGAUUUGCAAGAAAACAUUUUCUCAGAAUAGCAGUCUUAUUCGGCACAAACGUAUUCACACAGGGGUGAAACCGCACUACUGUGAAAUUUGUGGCAAAACUUUUUGUCAAAAUAGCGAUUUAUCUUCACAUAAGCGUAGUCACACGGGAGAGAAACCAUAUUCUUGUGAGAUUUGUGGUAAAAACUUUUCUGUAAGUAGUCAUUUAUCUCGUCACAAAAAGAUUCAUACAGGAACGGAACCAAUGUGAGGAUUCUUAAAAUAAGAAAGCAGGUAAUUAUAUUAUUUUCUGCUAAAAGUUAUAUCUUUGGAGACGAAACUGCUCAAAUAGGAUAAGAUUCUUCCAAUGUGCAAAAAUUUUGAUUCACUGAUGGUCAAGUAACACUAAAUAAUUAACAACUUGUUCGGUUGCUUUUUUAAAUAUUUUAAAAAAUGUUCUGAGAAAGAAAAAUGAAUUAAAAAGAUAUUUAACCAUGAAAUCACCUCAACAAUACAAACAGAAGACGGUACUGGAUAAUGUAGCUAUCCUGUGCUGAUGACAUCUAUUGAAGCAGAAACAUGCCUACAGAUGCCCUCUUGUCUCUAGACUGUCAGGUUGUCUUUUUCUUAACCUUUUUACUGCAGACAUCAGAUACAUAAACUAAAAACUUCAUCACCCUUAACUACAAAAAACAGUUUUAUAUACCAAUCUAUCUUUUGUUGAAGAAUGUUAUGUUUGAAACCAUUUUCUCUUGAGAUAUGCCAAUUUUAUUUAGUUAAUGUGAUUUGCAGAAAAUACCAAUCAUAUUUUUUGGCAGAUAUUUAACAUCAUUACAAAAAUGAACAUGAAAUUUAACUAUGCAGUUAAAGGGUUGAAUGGCAUGUCAGUUUUGAAGAAUUUUUUAUUCUUGAGAUUAUCUCAUUUGGAGACGGUCCCAAUCAUUCUAUCUUCUCUGGAAGCAGAGAUAAUUUCAAUAAAUCAAAAAUUUAUCUUGUCUACUCUU